CUUAAAUAGCCUGCCUGGAUUAACCACGUCUUCCAGUUCAACAUUAAACAUUUAGUGAACAUUUUCGUCUACUAAAACUUUUUUCUUAGUCGAGCGGAAGAUAAAAUUCAGGAAUAAUGAAGACGAUUCUCUUGCUCGCAGUGAUUGUAAGCACGAUGGCGUUAGAUCUGCCCAGCAAUUUCAAGACUUGUCAGUCUUCGGACCCGAAAGUAUUAGAAUGCAUUGCGGAAGCUGCCAGAGAUGCGGUUGUGUCGAUGGCUGGAGGUUUGAAGGCCUUCAAAAUUCUGCCUCUUGAGCCGCUAGCGGUCGACAGCAUCAAAAUCGGUGAAUCCGAGGGUACGGUGUCUCUCCAGCAGGAAUAUCGGAAUGUCAAGUUAUACGGACUGACGAAGGGUUUGCAAGUUUACAAUUAUCAAAUAGACUGGGAUAAAUUAAUAUUUAAAUCGGAAUCUUUCAAUCCUCAAGUGGACUUUAUUGCCGAUUACAAACUCCAAGGCAAUAUUCUGCUAUUGCCAAUUCGAGGAGAGGGCAAAUGCAAUAUAACUAUGUAUGAUUUGAACGUGAAACACGAAACACAUUAUGAAAAGUUUGAAAAGAAUGGGGAUACUUAUAUGAGAGCGAAGAAAUACAUUGUCAACUUUUUACCCAAACACGUAAACUUACAUUUUGAUAAUCUCUUCAAUGGAGAUUCUGUUUUAGGUGAACAAACGCAAAAAUUCUUCAAUCAGAAUUCCGAUUUAAUUUUCAAGGAACUUGAAGCACCUUAUGAAGAAUCUUUCGGUUUGGUCUUCAAUAAAAUCACCAAUGAUAUUUUCACCCGUGUACCAAUGAACAAGAUUUUUAAAUAGAUAAAAAUAUCACCUUUUAGUUUUUAUUAAUAUGUAUUCGCUAUUAUUUCUCUUUAGUAAGACAUAAUUUUCUAAAGUAAUUAGAUACAAGUAUACUAACAUGUCAAGAAUUGUGUAUAUGUAUAUGUGCGAAAUUUAAUAUAAUGUUUAAAAUAAAUAAUUAGUGAAAUAUAUCAAUACUAUGUGUAGUUGCGAAAAAAUUGUGAAAAAAUGUGAAAUAUUACAUAAAUAUAGUAUAAUCUUUAA
Messenger RNA from Wasmannia auropunctata (little fire ant), 1094 nucleotides. It is a transcript of the gene JHBP-1, whose product is annotated as protein takeout-like. The transcript has 6 exons. The coding region runs from base 117 to 848 and encodes 243 amino acids. The record is from RefSeq and is a predicted model, not a curated record. NCBI's taxonomy places the organism in Eukaryota, Metazoa, Arthropoda, Insecta, Hymenoptera, Formicidae.